AUGUCGCGUGUGUACGUGGGAAAUUUGGACCCGCGAGUUACUGAGCGUGAACUUGAGGAUGAGUUUCAUACCUAUGGAGUUAUCAGGAGUGUUUGGGUUGCUCGUAGACCACCUGGCUACGCUUUUCUUGAUUUCGAUGAUCCUAGGGAUGCUCAUGAUGCCAUCCGUGCAUUAGAUGGCAAGAAUGGCUGGAGGGUAGAACAUGCUAUGAGUGCGGUGAGCCAGGCCACUUUGCACGUGAAUGUCGUAACCGUGGUGGGACUGGAAGGCGUCGCAGCAGGAGUCGGAGUCGCAGUCCAAGAUACAGAAGGAGCCCGAGCUAUGGACGGAGAAAUGGGCUGA
Arabis nemorensis is the source of this 342-nucleotide messenger RNA. The record is from the annotation of a GenBank genome assembly. NCBI's taxonomy places the organism in Eukaryota, Viridiplantae, Streptophyta, Magnoliopsida, Brassicales, Brassicaceae.